AUGUCCAAGCCCCUCAGCCACGUCAAAAUUGCUCUCCGUCGCUCCAGUGAGCGCGGAUACGCCGAGCACGGCGGCUGGCUCAAAACAUACCACACCUUCAGCUUCGCCGACUACUACGACCACCGCUUCCUCAACUUCGGCUGUCUGCGAGUCCUGAACGAAGAUCGCGUCGCGGCGCGGAAUGGCUUCCCUACACACCCCCAUCGGGACGCGGAGAUCUUCAGCUACAUUCUCAGCGGCGAGCUCACGCACCGAGACAGCAUGGUCAAGAAGGGCGCAGAGGGGGCGCCCAGCAAGCAAUUCUCGCGGAUGAGAAGGGGCGAUGUGCAGUUUACGACCGGUGGGACUGGAAUCGCCCACUCGGAGCAGAACGAGUCAAGCAAACCAGUCCAUUUCCUGCAGAUCUGGGCUCUGCCAUGGAAACACGGCCUCAAGCCCCAAUACCACACCUUGGCAUUUAGCGAGGACGCAAAGCGCAAAGCCUUCGUGCCGAUUCUCUCGCCGCUCGCGGCAGGGCCGGACGCGACACCCGCGGAAGAAGAGGCGGCGCAGCCCCGGAUACCAGAUACAAUCCCCAUCCACGCGGACUUCCUCAUGGGCGCGGGCAUCAUCGCGCCUGGAGCGACUUUCAAAUGGAACGUCGGUGCGGGAGAUGUCGUCGUUUCGAAGAAGAAGAGGAAUGUGUAUAUUCACCUGCCUAUGACUAAGCAGGGCAAGGCGAAGAUCAGGCUGGAUGGGCGCGAGGAUGCGGUUUUGGAAGAGGGAGACGGGGCGUUCGUCACUGGGGUGAAUGCUGGGGAUAUGCUUACUGUGGAAAGCAUUGGGGAGGCGGACGCUGAGGUGGUUGUACUUGAUAGUAAUUGA
Molecule: messenger RNA, 864 nt
Organism: Aspergillus clavatus NRRL 1
Lineage: Eukaryota; Fungi; Ascomycota; Eurotiomycetes; Eurotiales; Aspergillaceae
Product: pirin family protein
Exons: 2
Coding region: 1-864 (287 amino acids)
Source: RefSeq, a predicted model, not a curated record